CAAAAUAAAUUAUUAUGGGAUUUUAGUAAUAUGUAGUCACUUACUAAGUUAUCCAUAACAAACUGCGUUAAACUAUGGAAUUUACAACUGUGAGCAGCCUUUCAGUGCGUCAACAGUUAUUGGUCAUCGCGAUGGGUUUCAUUGCGCUCUCCUUUGCUAACCAGCACGAAAGCUCAUAUUUUAGUUCAAUCCUGCUCGCCAGCCCAGCUGAUUCAACCUAACUGACUAGGCUGUGAGGACCGAGUCUGGAGGUAUCAGGGGUCUGUCUGGACCAGGGGUUUGUAGCUUUGGGGGAUCCAUGGCAUGCUGUUUGGGGUGGAGGAAUGUUAACGGACUCUGUCGGCCGGUGUGUGGAAAGCCAUGUGUGAAGGGAGAGUGUGUGGGUCCAGACAAGUGCUCCUGUAUAGCUGGUUACAUGGGGCAGCAAUGUGAAGAAGAUGUGAACGAGUGUGGCGUGGCUGUGCGGCCGUGCUCCCAGCGCUGCAUGAACCUCCCAGGGAGCUACCGCUGCUACUGUGACCCCGGCUACACCCUCAACACAGACGGACACACCUGCACCCGAGAGCUGGAGUGUGUCUCUGGUCGUUGUCAGUUUGGUUGCCAGAUAGAAAAAGGGGGAGAGGUGCACUGUCUGUGUCCCCCCGGUCUCCACCUGGCCAAGGACAACAGGACAUGUGAAGAUGUGAAUGAGUGUUUGGAGUUGUCUGACGCGUGCCCACCUCGGCGAACCUGUAAGAACACCUUCGGCAGCUUUGUGUGUGUGUGCAGGGAUGGCUUCGUGUUGGGGAUGCUCCACAACUCUGUGCAGUGCCGAGACCACGACGAGUGUGUGACCGGUAGUCACGGGUGCAGCCGGCACGCCCGGUGCAUCAACACAGACGGCUCGUACAUCUGCCAGUGUGCGGAGGAGUAUGCAGGCAACGGGCUCACCUGCUGGCACAGGAAAACCACUCAGUCAAAGUCUACCAUGUACUUCCAAUACAAACUGUCCAAAAGAACUAAAUCCACACAACCUUUGGGGUGAGGAUGACUCUGAUAUAACACCAAUUCCAAAGCAAAAGUUGGUGUUCAUUUUGAGUUGAGAGGAUAAAUGUGCUGAUGUGUGUAAAUGUGAGGGGGCAGGACUUCAAAGGAAAAUUCAGGAGGUAUUGGGGGAAAAAAUGGUGGAAACGAAUAUUAGUUCUCACUCAUUCUGGCAACAUAAUGUAAGCACAGUAAUGUUAAGAAUUCGCCAUUCAACUGGAAAGUGGGGUCACUUUGUGUUUUAGCCUGUCAUUGGUCCCCCUCAACAACCAGUCAACAGGGGUGUAGAUAUAUGGUACCAUUAGCAGUCAGGUUGUUUGAUGUAUGUCGAGCCACUCAUUUCACGAACACACUCUAUGACCGACCACACUCUGUAGUUUGCCUUUCCGUUUGUGUUUCUGGUCAAAAUGUCACAGCGUACAAUUUUAUUUGUUUAGGUUCCCAGAUAAUAACUCUGUCACACGAUUUUCACUGCUUUGACAUUUCCAACUAACGAUGUAUCUCGAACAAUAUUUUAUCUAGGUUUUUAUGUUCUUUUCUAUAAUUUGUGCUGAGGGUCACAGCCAAAGAAAACCAAUUUAAAUGUUGUGCACCAGUUUAUUCCUUAAAAAAAGAAAUAUUUUUAUCAAUAUUUGUUAAUAGAAGGCUGACCUCUGGUGGAAAGAUAAGGAUAAAUAGUUAUUCUUUGCGUCAUGUGUGCCUGUGAGAUGUGAUCAAGAACCUUUUUUACAGUCACUAUUUCACAAGAACGGAAAAAUGAAUUACUUUCCAAGAGAAACCUUUGAUUCCAAAUUGCAGACAUAUAGUUUAGUCCGCAUUUCAGGUGACUUUUCAUUUAUGUCAAUAAAGUGAUUUGUUGGU
Molecule: messenger RNA, 1884 nt
Organism: Osmerus eperlanus (European smelt)
Lineage: Eukaryota; Metazoa; Chordata; Actinopteri; Osmeriformes; Osmeridae
Product: nephronectin
Exons: 8
Coding region: 299-1024 (241 amino acids)
Molecular function (GO): calcium ion binding
Source: RefSeq, a predicted model, not a curated record